This is a messenger RNA of Drosophila montana, 2886 nucleotides long. It is a transcript of the gene Mtp, whose product is annotated as microsomal triacylglycerol transfer protein. Lineage: Eukaryota; Metazoa; Arthropoda; Insecta; Diptera; Drosophilidae. Gene Ontology annotation, cellular component: Golgi apparatus; endoplasmic reticulum; basolateral plasma membrane. The coding region runs from base 160 to 2859 and encodes 899 amino acids. Gene Ontology annotation, molecular function: lipid binding. The record is from RefSeq and is a predicted model, not a curated record. The transcript has 6 exons. Gene Ontology annotation, biological process: lipoprotein metabolic process; lipid transport.
CAGCAAUCAAACGCGUCGCAAGACUAAUGCGAGAUUAAAGUACAAUUCGAGCUGUUGCGAGCAACAAGUGCAGCCAAAACGAUCAAUCAAUGUAUUAACAUUAUCAGUACUCUAUAUACUCUAUCAUUUGUGUGGAAAAGCCGCAGAACAAAAGCUAAAAUGCAGCAACGCCGGCAAACGAACAGCAGCAAAAUGAUUUCUCGGCUGCCGCUGUUGUUGCCGCUGCUGAUGCUAGUCACCUGCUGUGCCGCUGCGGGCGCCUCUUUAAUACCCGCCGGCUCGCAGCAGCUUUUCGAGCUGUCGAGUAAGGUGAGCCUGGAACCGCUCGCAGGCAGCCAAUCAGAGGAUGUCAGCUACAGCUUUGAGACGCAGCUCAAGAUAAGCUCAGUGUGGAGCAGAGAUGAGGAGCAGCUGCUGGAAAUCGAGCUGAGCAAAAGCCGCGUCAGCGCAACAGCGCAGCAAAAGGAGCGCGAGAUCAACAGCCUGCCGGACAGACCCUUCUACGUGGCCCUCAGGCAGGGUCAGCCGCAACAGGUGAUCGCGCACACGUCCCGCGAUCAGUCGCUGCUCAACCUGGAGCGCGGCAUCGCCUCGCUGCUGCAGCUGCGCCUCGCCAGCAGCGACAGCGGCGAGAACGAGCUGGACGUCUCCGGGCAUUGCCGGGUGCGCUACCAUGUGAAAUCUUCGACGCGCGUGGAGAAGACCAAAACGGACUGUGCGCUGUGGGAUUUGCGGGUCAGCUAUCAUCCGGAGCAGGCGCUGGGCGUGUCGCAGCAGUCGCAUGAGCAGGUGGACUACGAGCUGAGCGCGGAUGGCGCACUGCUGCGCGCCGAGUCCAUGGAGACGCAUCGCCUGACGCUGGCGGCCAAGCCGGAUGUGGGCAGUGUGGUGCGCGGCCGCCUGCGACUGCAGCAUGUGGCGCUGGGCGCGGAGGAGCAGGUGCCACAGCUGCAGCAGACCACGUUGGAUGCGGCCAUUGACAGCCUGUUGGAAUGGUAUCGCGUGUUCGAGCUGGAUGCGGAUGUGGACGGCGUCAUCAGCGAGCUGCAGGAGCAAACGCUCCAGGCGCAAUUCGAGCUUAGCGUCAAGGAUUUGCAAGCGGCGCACGUGGGCAAAUCCUCGCUAGCGCUGGCCUUUGCCCAGCUGCUGCCCUUGGCGCGCAUCGCCAAGCAGCCGCAGUUCGAGGCGCUGCUGCAGUCGCAUCCCAGGCUGGCCGGCCAGCUGGUGGAUCUGCUGGGCGCCGUGCAGACCUACGAUGCGCACAAUGCCAGCUUUGCGCACUUCUAUAAGGGAUCAGACACCAAGGCGGAGUCGCUGGAGCUGCUGGAGAGGUAUCUGCAAGCGCUGGCCGUCGGCACGCACCCGGAGCGCCGUAUUCUGGAGCAGCUCUUCGACUUUUUGCAACAGCCGCCGGCGCACAAGUCGCACGCCAAGCUGCGGGACAGCGUGCUCCAAACGCUCGCCACGCUCACGCGCCAGAGCGGCCUCGAUGUCAACGAUCAGCUGCUGCAGCAGAUACGCGUCCAUCUGCUGGAGGGGCUCGCCUCCUCGCCGGAUCCCAUCAUGUACACACGCGCCCUGCAGAAUCUGCGCGAUCCGCAGACCAUUGAUGCACUGCUUCAGCAGGCGACGCAGUCGACCCAGCCCAAGCUCUCGGUGGCCGCCUUGCAGGCACUCAAAGCCUUCCCAGCUCUCAGCUAUGCGGAGCCGCAUCGCCUCCAGUUCGAGAGCAUUUUCUAUCAGCGCCAGCGUCGCUUUGACAGCUCCGCCCGCACCCUGGCCCUGGACAUGCUGCUGGCCAUGCGUCCCAGUGCCGAGCAGCUGGGCCAGCUGCUCGACUACUUGGCCUCCAACGAUCGCCAGUUUGAGAUUAAAACUUAUGUGCUGCAAAAGCUGCGCAUGCUCGCCGAGAUUUGUCCACGUUUCCGCGCCAUGUUCCAGUCGGCACUCAGCCAGCGAGCGCACGUCAACAACUACAACGUGCUGGGACAGCGGGGUCUCACCACCGUGUUGACCCGUCAGCUCUCCCAGUCGCCCGCUUUCAAUGAGACCCUGCUGAGCACCCAGGAGGUGUACCAGGGCAUAUUGAAACGUGGCUCCGUGGAGUUCAUGCUGCACGCGGGACGCGCAGAGGCGAGCAGCUUUAAGCUGGGCAUCUACACCGCAGGCCUGAGCUCCCUUGUCGGCGAUGGCGAUGCGGAUGAGGGCAAUGGCCAAAUACCCGCGGACGAUGACCUGGAGCAGGAGGAGACGGUCACCGCGGGCAUGGAGAUCAGUGUGCAGGGCGCACAGCUGCGUCCGCUGAUCUUCUUCAACGGCCAAACGGAGCUCAUGGGUCAUGUGUGGGGCGGCAGCGCCUCGGAGACAACGCCGGCAUAUCAGGCGACCACGCUGGCGCAGGAUCAUGAGCAGUACAUUGUCCUGGCAUCGGGUGCGACGCUGCACUGGCGUGUGCUGGGCGCCCGAAGCGUGGAUCUGAAUGGCAAAGUUACCUUCAGCCUGUGGAAUCGCAAUGCCCAAACGGAGAUCCAGCAAAACACGGGCAGCGCUGUGGUCUCCCACCUGGCUGUGGGCUUCACCUAUGCCAAGCUGCUGCAGGAUGUGACGCUGCGCCACGAGCCCAAGCUCAGCCUGCAGGCGGAUCUGGACUUUUAUGACAACAUGAAACUCUGCAUGCAGCUGCAGAGUCCCGAACAGUUGCUCACACAAUCCAAUAAGCGCUCCGUUUAUCUGCAGUCGGUGGAGCAGCCGUAUGCCAAACAUUUGCGUUCGACGCAGACCCACAAAUCGGCGGGCCGCACUUUUGCCUUGAAUCAAAAGAAUAACGAGAUGUGCAACAUUAUAUUUGCGUAUUCCUGAGAUUAAAAUUGCAUUUAUCUAUACUUU